This is a messenger RNA of Neospora caninum, 975 nucleotides long. Its product is annotated as AFL091Wp, related. The record is from RefSeq and is a predicted model, not a curated record. Gene Ontology annotation, biological process: peptidyl-serine phosphorylation; endocytosis; signal transduction. The transcript is spliced from 6 exons. The coding region runs from base 1 to 975 and encodes 324 amino acids. Gene Ontology annotation, cellular component: cytoplasm; nucleus. NCBI's taxonomy places the organism in Eukaryota, Apicomplexa, Conoidasida, Eucoccidiorida, Sarcocystidae. Gene Ontology annotation, molecular function: ATP binding; protein serine/threonine kinase activity.
AUGGAGGUCAGGGUCGGAGGCAAGUACCGACUUGGUCGGAAGAUCGGCAGCGGCUCUUUCGGCGAUAUCUAUAUUGGUGCAAACAUCUUGACGGGCGAUGAGGUGGCGAUCAAAUUGGAGUCUAUAAAGUCGAAGCAUCCUCAACUGCUCUAUGAAUCGAAACUGUACAAGCUGCUGGCGGGGGGGAUUGGGAUCCCCAUGGUACAUUGGUAUGGCAUCGAAGGCGACUACAAUGUCAUGGUUAUCGAUCUCCUUGGUCCCUCCCUGGAGGACUUAUUCAGCAUCUGCAAUCGCAAGCUCUCGCUCAAGACAGUGCUGAUGCUAGCAGAUCAGAUGCUGAAUCGCAUCGAGUUCGUCCACAGCAAGAACUUCAUCCACCGCGAUAUCAAACCCGACAACUUCCUGAUUGGGCGUGGGAAGAAGAUGUCCGUCGUCUAUAUCAUCGAUUUUGGUUUGGCAAAGAAAUACCGAGACCCCAAGACGCAGCAGCACAUCCCGUACAGGGAAGGGAAGAAUCUGACAGGCACAGCGCGUUAUGCUUCCAUAAACACCCACCUGGGUAUCGAGCAAAGUCGACGCGACGAUUUGGAGGCGCUGGGCUACGUUCUCAUGUACUUCAAUAGAGGCUCGCUGCCGUGGCAAGGAUUGAAAGCGACGACGAAGAAGGAUAAGUACGACAAGAUUAUGGAGAAGAAGAUGUCCACUCCAAUUGAAAUUCUCUGCAAACACUUCCCAUUCGAAUUCAUCACCUACUUGAAUUACUGCCGUUCCCUGCGGUUCGAGGAUCGCCCCGACUACGCAUACUUGCGCCGACUGUUCAAAGACUUGUUUUUUAGAGAGGGAUAUCAGUACGACUUCAUCUUCGACUGGACUUUCAUCAACACGGAGAAGGACCGGUCGAGUCGAAGAAGCCAGCAAGUUUACGUGGAAGACAAUCGGCAAGUUGACGAAAACCCAAACGACUUGCCCAUGUAG